Messenger RNA from Cuscuta epithymum, 3626 nucleotides. The record is from the annotation of a GenBank genome assembly. Lineage: Eukaryota; Viridiplantae; Streptophyta; Magnoliopsida; Solanales; Convolvulaceae.
GGGGUUCGUAUACCAUACAUCCGGCUGUACGGUGAGCACCGUACAGCCGGCCCAAUUUUAGUGUUUUUAAAUUACUUAACUGUUGGCCCGUGCUCCAAAAGCCCAAAAUUUGAAAAUACCCGGUUGCGGUAAAAUAAAAUACAUGAACGAUUUUUUUUAAAAACAAAAAGCAACUGCAAAUCUCUCAAAAACCGCAAUCUCUUCGCACGAGACACAACUCUUCCCAACUACACCGCCAUAUCUGUAUCUCGACAUUAAUGGUGACCAGUUAAUCGGAGUUGUUGCUUUACGAGCUAGAAGAAGACGGGGAAGGAGAUCUGAGUUCCGAAGUGUUAGGUUUUGAGUACUAAGAACGAACAGAGCUAUGGAUCUCGUUUCAGAAUGGAACAUGCUUUCAAAUGCACAUGAAGAACACGAAAGUGCUGAAGCAUCUGAAAAAAAUCCACCAACAAAGGUUGUAACAGAGAUUCCAGUCCUGCGUAAAAUACCAAAAAGGAAAGCAUUAAAAAGUCCAAAAGUUUCAAAAGCCCUGAAGCAACAAAAGAAGGUAGGUGUUCAAAAGAAAAGAAAAGCAUCUGAAGAGGUUUUAGAAGUUAAACAACAUACAGCUGCAGAUGAGGAUGCUGUUGAUGGAGAAAGUUUCAAGCAGAAUGAGGAUCCAGGUCAGAAUACAGUUCAAGAAAAAAGUGAUGAACAAGUUCAUCAAGAUACUGUUCAGGAAGCUGAAAAAUAUAUUGAAGAAUAUGAGCAUGUAGAGGGAGUUAAUGAGAAAGAAAAUGAUGAUGGCACUACAGCAGAUGUCAAUGCUUUAGAAGAAGUUGAGCAACAUACUGCUGCAGAAAAGAAACAGCUUUUAAUGCAAGCAUUGAUAGAAGAAGUGGGUGAACAAGAGAGUGGUGAAAAAAGAAGAAAGAGCAAAACAUCAAAAGCAAGAAAAGUUGAGAAAAGUGCAAUGCAAGUCUUCUCAAGCAAAAGAAUAACAAGAUCGCAAACAUCAGAAGAAGGUGAUAACAAGGAAAAAGAAGUUGCGAAAACUGGAAAUAAAAGUAAAGUGGUAGCAAAGAGAGAGAAUAAAGAAAAGUUGAAGAAAAAGAAAGAAGACGACGUAGAAGAAGAUGAAGAUGAGGAAACAGAAAAGGAGGGUGAUGAUAACCUUCCAAAGCUAUGGUCAAGAAUGUCUCCUAGAAGUCUAACUGAGGUAAUCACAUCCCUCUCUGAAGAACAGAAGGAAGAAGUGGUAGACAUGGGGUUUGGCCCAAUACUACACUUAAAAAUCAAACAAUUGCCAAUGCAGUUGGCAUAUUGGGUUGUGGACAGGUUUGAUAGCAGGAGUGUUUCAUUGCAUUUGCCAAAGAACGAGAAAUUGCGUGUCACUGAAGAUGCAAUACACUACACAAUGGGAUUUCCAAAGGGAAACUUGGAUGUGAAAAGGUUGAUAGAUACUCAAGGUGAAAAAACAGCAGAGAUGGUGGCUGAUUGGAGAGCACAGUUCAGUAGUGAUAAAGGACUUGUGAGGACUGGUGAACUGAAAGAUCUAUUGGAGAAAAAUAAACAAGCUGGAGGCUGGUUCAAAAAAAAUUUCUUGGUUCUCCUGGUGACUUGUUUAAUUGAAGGAAAGCAGAAUUGCUUUGUCAAUCAAAGCAUACUCAAAGCACUGGAUGAUGAGUCACAAAUAAAGAAUUUUAAUUGGUGCAGUUAUGCUUUGCAGACAUUGAUUGAAUCAAAGGACUACUGGAAUAAAAGCAGAGCACGACAGUUCCCAGGACCUCUUCUCUUUUUGAUUGUGUUUUAUGUUGACAAUAUGGUAUUCAAAGGAAGGAAAGUAGACAGAGGCUUGCCAUCUAUAGUUGGAUGGACAACUCAGAAUCUCAACAAAAGGGAAAAGGAAGAGAUAGAAAGUGGAGGGUUUGGAUUUGGAUACAUAGAUGAACCAAAUCAAGGAACUCUUACAAUUCCAAAUCUGAUUCAGAAUGAAGAGAAUAAGAAAAACGAGGAAGAAUGCAGUGAGCAAGCAGAUAAGGAUAUCAUGAAGGAAUUCGCUUCAGCAGCAAAGCAUUUGGCAGAUAGCAUAGCAAACUUUGAUGAAAAGUUUCAAGAAGCUGCGAAGGUGUUGCCUGAUGAUGAAAAAAUGAAGGUUUUGCUAGGUAAAGUGCAUGGACUCUUCAACACAUACUCAACAGAGCCACAAACAACUGAAAAAGAAAUAAGAAUGACUCCUGAUGAUGAGUUUUGGACUGAAGAGGUUUUAAAGGCAGUUGAAGCUAUUGAAAAAGCUCAGAAAAAAAGGAAUGAUAGGCCUACAUUAAUACAAUACGAAAAGCCCAGUUUCACACUGCUUUCACAAGAGUCAAAUGAGCAUGCAGGUGGCCAGGAAGAUGAAGAACAGAGAGAUGAGCAUGUAUAUGCAGUUGAUGAGCAUCAAGAGGAGCUUGAUGAGCAACACAAUGAAGCUCAGGUAGAUAAUGAAGAGGAGGUGAUAAUAAACGCAAGUGAAGCUAUUCCUGUGACUGAAUUAAAAGAGCAUGAUAGAAUAAAGGCAUCUGAAAAGGGAAAGCAAGCUUGUUUUGAAGGAGAGGGCCAAUGUGGUGCACAUGUGGAAAGAGAAAAAAGACAAGUAAUGCCUGGCCCUGCUCUCAAGUCUCCAUACGUGAUCAGAAUUACAGAAAUGAAGGCAGGAACAACUACUGAAGAAGUCAAACUAGCUAAAUUUGUGUUUGAAGAGAACUCUGAUAAAUCGGUUGUGCUCUAUAAAGAUGGAAAUCUGAUUGUUUCAAGAAAGGAGAUGGAGACUUUGAACAUUGAUUCCAUAGUCAGUCCACUGUUGAUAGAUUUAUGGGCGAUGAUUUUGAAUGAAUUUGAGAGUCUGAAAAGCACUCAAUCAAGGAAUAGAUUGAUAUUCACAACAACACCAUGUAGAGUGUUGGAGGAAAAUCAGAUUAGUGCUGCAGCAACCAGAAACAAGAGAUUCAUUGAAGCUACAAGGAUCCAAUUCAAAAGGGCAUUGCCGAAAGUGAAGAACAUGGACUUGUUUAUCUUCCCAGCUGAACGUAAUGGUAGCUACUACCUAAUGUGCUUUGAUAUGAAGUACAUGAAGUUCUUAAUCAUUGAUAACUGUGACAAGGAAAUAGCAAUAGGAAUGAAGUACCUUUCUCAACCAACCCAACUGAAAAGUGCUGUACUUAAAUGGCUUAAAGAAGAAAAACAUCAGCAUGCUGACAAAGUGAAGAAUAUGAAGCCAGAAGUAGUCAAAAUGGCAUGGAGAAACAAAAAAAACAAAGCUAAUGAUGGUGUCUAUCUGAUGAGACACAUGGAAACUUUUAAUGGAGAGACAGACUGGGAUUGUGGCCUAGAAAAAGAACAUGAAAAGCACAUACAGGUCUUGAGGCUUAAAUACUUGCACAAGAUGUUGACAUUUCAAAGGAAUGAAGUUAGAAUGGAGUUGAUGAACAAAGUGAAGGAAAUGUAGUUCUUCUAAUGAUACUUAUGUUUAACUUAGUUUAAUAUGAACUUCAAAUGCUUCUAUGUUUUUGUUGGCAAAAGACAUAUUUUGUUCUUGUUAAUGUUCGAUGGUGAAUGUACUGGACAUGUGUUUUUAUGAUGAAAGAGACACUUCACGUUUAUGGCAA